Molecule: messenger RNA, 3861 nt
Organism: Canariomyces notabilis
Lineage: Eukaryota; Fungi; Ascomycota; Sordariomycetes; Sordariales; Chaetomiaceae
Product: antiviral helicase
Exons: 1
Coding region: 1-3861 (1286 amino acids)
Biological process (GO): nuclear-transcribed mRNA catabolic process, 3'-5' exonucleolytic nonsense-mediated decay
Cellular component (GO): Ski complex
Molecular function (GO): ATP binding; RNA helicase activity; RNA binding
Source: RefSeq, a predicted model, not a curated record
AUGGCAUCCGACCUCAGCGAUGCCAUGCAAAGGCUGCAACUACACGACAAAGCCACAUUCGACGUAAUCGACGACAUUCUCGACGAGAAGGUCGACCGCGCCCCACGUCAACAUGACCCAGCCAGGCUACGAGCCGAACUCGAAGCGAAAUACCUCUCUCCAUCCACAACCUUCUCGACCGAGUGGCUGAACAGGCUGCAGCAACGCUGGGACACGCCCACCGACUACUCCCUCCUCUUCCGCAUCGCACCCACCCAGUCGCGCACCGUCACCCGCUUCAUCCGCCAUGGCCUGGAGGGCCGUGUCACGGGCUACCGCAAUGUCACUGUCCCCGCGUCCCAUGCCACGGCCAAGACUAGCACCUCGAUGCACCGAAAGCCAGCCAGCCGGGCAGAUUUCGUUCGUGGCGCGGCAGGCUUCUUUCCCUUCGCUCCGGGCGGCUUGGAGGGGAUUGAGUCGACGGCUGCGCUGGAGGAUCAGCUGCGAACGUCGAGUACCGCCGAAGACGGGGAUAGCAGGAAGAAGUUGGAGAGAGUCAUAAAACUUGGCGAGGGUGGGCUGUUGGAGGUUGCGCCCGGACUUUCCCGGGGUAUCGAUUUUAGCAGGAGGAAAAAGCAGGCCGACGCUGAGAGCGAGAGGCAGGCAAAGGAAGUGGAGGACGUGCUGGACCAAGAGCCCGAAGGUGCGCCUAGUGCUGAGGUGGAGGAUGGGGAGAAGCCGCCUGUCAAUGACGAUAGCACUGAGCAGGAUGAAGAAGAGGAGGGCGAUGUGGAAGAUAUCGACUCCAUGCUGCCGGUCGAGUUCCCUGCGCUGGAGCCGCGUGGCACGCUUGCAGCGUCCAGCGCUAGAAAAGCUGGCCGCGAAUGGGCGCACAUGGUCGACAUCAAGCGGGAGAUGCCCAACUUCCGGGAGCUGGUCCCGGAUAUGGCCAGAGAAUGGCCGUUCGAGCUGGAUACGUUUCAGAAGGAGGCUAUCUACCACCUCGAGAAUGGCGAUUCGGUCUUCGUUGCGGCACAUACCUCGGCUGGCAAGACUGUCGUUGCAGAAUAUGCAAUCGCCCUGGCUGCGAAACACAUGACGAAAGCGAUCUACACCUCUCCUAUCAAGGCACUAAGCAACCAAAAGUUCCGCGAUUUCAGGCAGACAUUCGAUGAAGUCGGCAUCUUGACGGGCGAUGUGCAGAUCAACCCAGAGGCUAGCUGCCUCAUCAUGACGACCGAGAUUCUACGGAGUAUGCUCUACCGUGGCGCCGAUCUGAUUCGCGACGUUGAGUUCGUCAUCUUCGACGAGGUCCAUUACGUGAACGAUUUUGAACGCGGCGUCGUGUGGGAAGAAGUUAUUAUCAUGCUGCCGGAGCACGUCUCACUUAUCCUCCUUUCCGCCACGGUUCCGAAUACCUACGAGUUUGCCUCUUGGGUGGGCCGGACGAAGCAAAAGGACAUCUAUGUGAUAUCGACGCCGAAGAGACCCGUACCUCUGGAACACUAUCUCUGGGGGAACAAAAACAUUUUCAAGAUUGUCGAUUCAGAGAAGCGAUUUCUCGAGAAGGGCUGGAAGGAUGCCAAUGCUGCGAUACAAGGCAAGGACAAGCCGAAAGCGAUCGCACCAGCCCCGCCACCGUCGAGAGGGGGCGGCAACCAGAGAGGCGGAGCCCGGGGCGGAGCGCAGAGGGGUGCUAAUCAGCAACGUGGUGGUGGCAGAGGGGGUGGCCAGCAGAGGGGCAGGGGCGGGCCGCCCCGUGCAAGCCAUGCCCCAGGCCACAUGGGUCGGACAGGAAGACCUGGAGGCUUCACUUCGGCAAACCAGGACAAGAACCUCUGGGUUCACCUGGUGCAGUUUUUGAAGAAGCAGAACCUGUUGCCUGCCUGCAUCUUCGUCUUCUCCAAAAAGAGGUGCGAGGAAAAUGCAGAUGCGCUGAGCAACCAGGACUUUUGCACGGCUCAGGAGAAGAGUGCUAUUCACAUGAUUAUCGAAAAGUCGAUUGCGCGAUUGAAGCCCGAAGACCGUGUUCUGCCUCAGAUUAUCAGGCUGAGGGAGUUGCUGUCUCGUGGUAUCGCUGUCCAUCAUGGUGGGCUGCUGCCCAUUGUGAAAGAGCUCGUCGAGAUCCUGUUUGCGCAGACGCUCGUCAAAGUUCUCUUUGCCACCGAGACCUUUGCGAUGGGGCUGAACCUCCCAACCAGGACUGUGGUCUUCUCUGGGUAUCGGAAACACGACGGCCACCAGUUCCGGAACCUUCUUCCUGGGGAGUACACCCAAAUGGCUGGCAGAGCUGGGAGGCGCGGCCUGGACACCGUCGGCUCGGUCAUCAUCGUUCCACCAGGCGGGGACGAGGCUCCUCCUGUUACCGACCUCCGGCAGAUGAUACUCGGCGAGCCUAGCAAGCUCCGGUCGCAGUUCCGUCUGACGUACAACAUGAUCCUGAACCUUCUCCGUGUUGAGGCUCUGAAAAUCGAGGAAAUGAUUAAGCGCAGUUUCUCAGAACACGCCACCCAGCAACUCUUGCCUGAGCACGAGAAGGCAGUCAAGCUCGGUGAAGCGGACUUGGCAAAGGUCAAGCGGGACCCAUGCCCGGUCUGCGACGUCCAUAUGGACGAGUGCCACCAAGCCGGCGAGGAUUUCAAGCAGUUGACCGAGGAGCUGUACCGCGGACUGCUGGUCAACCCCGUCGGCCGCAAGAUGUUCUCCCCUGGGCGGCUCAUUGUUUGGAUGAAGGAAGGCGUGCGCACGCCUGGUAUCCUUCUUGCCGAGGGAGCGAGCGUCAAGAGCAGCGCGGCAAACCCCACGCUGCAUGUGCUCGAGAUCAAGACCAACCGAGAAAUCCGCAACGACACUGACCUGCUCCCGUUCGUCCCCGCAUUCCGGAAGUACCUCACGCCGUUGCCCCAGUCCAAGCGACACAUUAACACCAAAACCUUGCACGUCCCCAUCAGCGACUUGGUAUGCCUCACCAAGACUAUCACCAAGGGUGUCCUGCCCGCCAUCUUUGGCGGCGAAGAUUACCCCAAGGCCAAAGACAAACUGCACCAGAUCUGCAAGACCUGGACGGCCGACAUCUGGGACGAAAUGGACCUGGGGCGGAUCAAGAGCCUGCAGAUCCACGACCUCAUCAGCAAACGCCGCGAGGCUGAGAUCAAGACAAUCCACUCCCCCGCGGCCGAGUGCAAGCACUUCCUGAAGCACUACGCCAUGUGCCACGACCAGUGGCUCGUCAAAACCCACAUCGCCCAGCUUCGUCAAGCCCUUUCCGACCAAAACCUACAACUCCUCCCCGACUACGAACAGCGCAUCCAAGUCCUCAAAGACCUCUCCUUCAUCGACGACGCCAGCCGCAUCCAGCUCAAAGGCAAAGUCGCCUGCGAGAUCCACUCGGGCGACGAGCUGGUCCUGACCGAGUUGAUCCUCGAAAACGUCCUAGCCGAGUACGAGCCCGCUGAAAUCGCCGCUUUACUCUCGGCCUUUGUAUUCCAGGAAAAAACCGACUCCGUCCCAAAACUCACCAGCAAUUUAGAACGCGGCAUGAAGACUAUCGUUGAGAUAUCAGAAAAGGUCAAUGCAGUCCAGACGCUGCACCAGGUCAUCCAAUCUUCCGAAGAGAGCAACGAUUUUGUUACUAAACCCCGGUUUGGUUUGAUGGAGGUUGUUUAUGAAUGGGCGAGGGGCAUGAGUUUUAAGAAUAUUACUAACUUGACGGAUGUGCUUGAGGGGACUAUUGUGCGGACUAUUACCCGGCUGGACGAGACCUGUCGCGAGGUGAAGAAUGCGGCGAGGAUUAUUGGGGAUCCGGAUCUGUACCAGAAGAUGGCGGCUGCGCAGGAGAUGAUAAGGAGGGAUAUCACCGCUGUGGCGAGUCUGUAUAUGUAG